Yarrowia lipolytica CLIB122 is the source of this 738-nucleotide messenger RNA. RefSeq lists its product as uncharacterized. The record is from RefSeq and is a predicted model, not a curated record. Gene Ontology annotation, cellular component: cytoplasm. Gene Ontology annotation, molecular function: protein binding. NCBI's taxonomy places the organism in Eukaryota, Fungi, Ascomycota, Dipodascomycetes, Dipodascales. Gene Ontology annotation, biological process: regulation of translational initiation; GCN2-mediated signaling.
AUGUCGUUAGAAGAAGAGGUGGAGACCAUCGACGCUAUUUUCCCAGACUCUCUCAAGGAGAUUGGGCCUCGCAGAUACACCCUUUCGAUUCCAGAUCGAAGAGCGCUGGUGCAGCUAUCUUUCCCUUCAGCCUACCCAGACAUCCUUCCAGAGGUGCAGUCGACUGAGCACGUGGACAAGGGGCUGGUGGAAGACAUUUUGGCUCAGGUCUAUAUGGAGGGCGAGGUUGUCUUAUUCUCACUGAUCCAAGAGGUCCAGGAAGUGACUGAGGAGAUCUCUGAGGAAGCCGAGGAGCCAGAAACACAUCAGGAUCACGACGAGACAAGCGCAGAAGCCAAGGCUGCCAUUUUUGCGGGCUGGACCUUGUCGGAUCCGGUGGUGGAUCGAAAGUCCAUAUUCGUGGCUCAUGCAUUCACAGUCCAUUCGGCAGCCGAGGCUGAGGCCAAGAUCAACCAUCUGAAAGAGGACAAGAAGAUUGCCCGUGCCACCCACAAUAUCACAGCUUACCGCAUUCUGAGGGACGCAGAAAAGGGUAUCUAUGCGCAGGACUGUGAUGACGAUGGAGAGGAUGCUGCAGGAGGCAGAUUACUGCAUUUGUUGUCUCUCACGGGGGUUGAGAAUGUGGUUGUGGUGGUCGCUCGAUGGUAUGGAGGCAUCAAACUUGGUCCUGACCGAUUUAAACACAUUAAUGCGGCUGCCAGAGAUGCCCUCGAAAAGGGUGGUUAUUUGAAAAAGUAG